UUUAAAUUUUUUUCGACACCCUUUCGGAAUAGCUGCUAAUGCUCUCUCGCUCUUUAUUUUCUCUUCUUCCUUACCAUCCCCUCUAUGUUCGUUCCUUCUCUCAAACAAUAUUCUCAAAUAUGCAUUACUCAAAACUCACUUUUAAUGACUCCCGACUUCUCUAUUACCUGUUAAAUCACCGUUUCCAAGAAGCCCGUAACCUGCUCGACAAAAUGCCCCACAGAAGCAACCAUGCCCGCGUUGUUCACUUGACUUCUCUUCUCUCAAAGUUCUCAAGGGAUGGUUUCAUUAAUGAAGCCAAGGCGCUGUUUGAUAUCAUGCCUGAGAGGAACAUUGUUAGUUAUAAUGCCAUGUUGUCGGGUUUUGUACAGUGUGGGAGGAUGAGUGAAGCAAGGAGGUUUUUCGGGGAAAUGCCUGAAAGGAAUGUGGUUUCGUGGACUUCGAUGUUAUGUGGGUUGUUGGAAAGUGGUAGAGUUUGUGAAGGAAAGAAAUUUUUCUAUGACAUGCCUGAAAAGAAUGUUGUGUCGUGGAAUUCUCUGAUUGGUGGGCUGAUUAGGAAUGGCGAUUUGGAGGAGGCAAGGUUGGUUUUUGAUGCAAUGCCGGUGCGUAACAUAAUUUCAUGGAACACUAUGAUUGCUGGAUAUGCUGAGAAUUGUAGAAUGAAAGAAGCUAGAAUUUUGUUUGAGGAAAUGGAGGAUAGGAAUGUGGUUACAUGGACUAGUAUGAUAGCAGGUUAUUGCAGGGCCGGUGAAAUAAAUGAAGGAUAUUGUUUGUUUUGUAGAAUGCCUGAGAGGAAUAUUGUUUCUUGGACUGCCAUGAUUGGAGGAUUUACUUGGAAUGGUUUCUACGAAGAGGCCCUGUUGCUUUUUCUUGAAAUGAAAGGGAACUAUGAAAUAAGACCUAACAAUGAGACUUUUGUAUCUCUUGCUUAUUCUUGUGCUGGCAUGGGAUUUCCUUUUCUUGGCAAGCAGUUACAUGCACAAGUAAUUGUUGAUGGCUGGGAAUGUGAUGAUUAUGAUGGCAGGUUAUCUAGAGGGCUCAUUCACAUGUAUUCAGUAUUUGGUAUCAUGCACUUUGCAUUUUAUAUAUUCAAAAAGAACUUGAAUAACUCUGCCGUUCAAUCGUGUAAUUCAAUGAUUAAUGGUUAUAUUCGUAUUGGACAGUUGGAAGAGGCUCAGUACAUGUUUGACAUAUCACCUAUCAAGGAUAAGAUUUCAUGGACUUCAAUGAUUGAUGGGUAUUUGAGGAUUGGACAAGUAUCAAAGGCUUGUUAUCUAUUUAACAACAUGCCAGAAAGGGAUGCAGUUGCAUGGACAGCAAUGAUUUCAGGUUAUGUCCAAAAUGAACUUUUUGUAGAAGCUAUCUCUUUAUUUUUGGGAAUGAAGGCACAAGGUGUUUUUCCUCUGAAUGCUACAUAUUCCAUUCUUUUUGGAGCUGCUGGAGCUACAGCAGAUCUUGAUCAGGGGAGACAGUUCCAUUGCAUGCUUAUCAAAACACAGUAUGAAUUUGAUUUGAUUCUUGAGAAUUCUCUUAUCUCCAUGUAUGCAAAAUGUGGGGUAAUAGAUGAUGCAUAUAACAUAUUCUCAACUAUGGUCUCUCGGGAUUUGGUUUCAUGGAAUUCAAUGAUCAUGGGAUUUUCACAUCAUGGGCUAGCAAAUGAAGCUCUAAAGAUUUUUGAAGCCAUGCUUGAAUCUGGAAUUCACCCGAAUUCUGUUACCUUUUUGGGUAUUCUAUCAGCAUGUUGCCAUGUAGGCCUUAUCAGUAAAGCAUUGGAAUUAUUUAAUUCAAUGAGGGAUAUAUAUGGAAUUCAACCUAGUUUAGAGCAUUAUGUUUCUGUAAUCAAUCUUCUGGGCAGAGCUGGGAGAAUAAGGGAAGCAGAAGAGUUUGUAUUGAGACUACCUUUUGAACCAGAUCGUGCUAUUUGGGGAGCAUUGCUUGGUGCAUGUGGAUUCAGUGAGACAGGAGCAGAGAUUGCUAAACAUGCUGCCCAAAAACUGCUUGAGCUGGACCCACUGAAUGCACCUGCCCAUGUGGUUCUCUGCAAUAUAUAUGCAGCAAGAGGUCUGUACUUGGCAGAGCAAAAGUUGAGAAAGGAAAUGGGAUUGAGAGGAGUAAGAAAAGUCCCUGGGUGCAGUUGGAUACAACUGAAUGGGAGAGUUCUAACGCUUGAGCAAGAUGCUGAUGCCAGGUUGUAAGCGUUAGAACUUGAGAAGAGCAAACCAUUUGCUUGAGCCAGGAAUGAUAUAGGACUCAAUGAUAAAAUGUUGAAGGCAAGAUGGGGUGGUCCCAUGGCACAUGUGGCCAAGAAAAUCCUUAUAUAUAGUCUUAGAAGAUCAUUAGAAAAUGAAGAAAUCAGAAUAUUUUAUAUGGGCCCAAUUUCGUGGUUAUUUCCCAUUUAAAUAAUAAUCACCAUUUGAUCACUCGGAGAUUUUCGUGCCAAGUAACAUGCAACAAGGAGAUUGGUGAAGAAAUAAAGUUUGCAAAAGCAGAAUGAAGUCCCCGAAUGCCAGCCACAGAGAGGAUACGAUCAAAUACCUACCAUUGCUUUUACUAUGCUCUUUGAGUGCUGGAUAAUGUACUUCUUGAGGCUGUUUUCAAAGUAUAAUGUAGAUACAAAAGAAGAGUUUAAUGCAUUGUGAGUUUUCCUUCUUCUGUCAAAACUUGGUGCCCUUGUUUCUUCCUGAUGAUCACAUAUGGCUUCUUAGCUGUGUAAUUUUAUUCAUUUCCUGAUCAAAGGUGCAUCGUUGAUGCUGUCAGUUUAACCAUUGGGAAAAGGAUUUUAUCAAGCUAACAAAAUGGGGCUAAGACCCAAGAAACUGUUUGACUGCAAAGCUGCAGGCACCUGACUGCUAUCAGGCUAUCAGCAACCCUUGCACAAAGUGAAAUCAUGGCCAAGGAAACACUCACACUUAUUUUCCUUUAUCAAUUUUCAGCAGUUUUAACUUUUAAGUUUUGAACUUGACAGGCAAUAUCUGCUUAAGACACAUACUUGACAUCAAGUGAAAUGGUACAAAGGCAAGAUCUGCUAUUUGUUUAUUUAAGGUAUUAUUCAUUUCCUUUUUGUUUUUCCUUUUGGUCCCAACACACUGAAUAUCUACCGCUUCUGUCUAUAAAUUUGGAAGCCAAAGCCUUCCCGCCAAACAACGAGAACAGCAAAGAAAUGACUGGUCGCUUCAACAGGCUUAUCCUCACUCACUAUCGACAAAUUCCUCAAAGCCCAGAAAAACCUCUCUGAACCCCAACCAAAGCUGUGGCCCAACGAUCACCAACUCAAAAUCCCACGUCACGAGACAACCAACAACAGCGACCAGUCAUUUUAAGAAGAACCCGCCCCAUUUUAUGAGUCUUAGAAUCAUGCACUUGUUUCAAUCCAUUCAACCAAAUCCACACUCAACUCCUCAAGUCUGACCUCCUCCAACACGCUCCCGUGGUGACCCGGGUAUUGAAAAAGCUCUGCAACUCUUUGAAGUCAGUUUCUUAGGCCGUUUUGGUAUUUGAUUGUAUCAAAGAGCCUGAUACUUUCAUUGGUAAUAUUGUGUUGAAGGGUUUUUUGGAUUUUAAUGACCCAUUUGGUGCUUUGAGUUUCUACUAAGAAAAAAUGGUGGGUAAAUUGAUUGAGCAUAAUGAGUAUACUUUUCCAUUGUUAUUGAAAAUUUAUGCUGAGAUUAGGUUUUUGAAAGAAGGGGAAAAGGUUCAUGCCCGGGUUUUGAAACUUGGGUUGGAGUCUAAUUUAUGUGUUAAGAAUUCUUUGAUUCGCAUGUAUUCGUUUUGUGGGCAGAUUGCGAUUACCCGUGAGGUGUUUGAUGAUGGGUUUGUGUUGGAUUUAGUGACUUGGAAUUCGAUGAUUGAUGGUUAUGUGAAGAAUGAGCAGGUUGUGUUGCACGUGAGCUGUUCAAUGAGAUGCCUAAGAGGGAUAAUUUUAGUUGGAAUUCAAUCAUUGCAGGUUAUGCGGGUGUUGCGGAAAUGGAGGUGGCGAGAGAGUUGUUUGAAAAGAUGCUGUUUAGAGAUCUUUUUUCUUGGAAUUGUAUGAUUGAUGGGUAUGCAAGGAUUGAAAAUAUUUCAGAGGCCCGUAAGCUUUUUGAUCAGAUGCCUGUAAGGGAUGUUGUUUCCUAGAACAUCAUGUUGUCAUUAUAUGUUUGAUGUAAGAAGUAUGUGAGCCAGACUUUAAUGUUGUUUGAUAGGAUGAUUGAAAGAACAGAGGUUAGGCCUAAUAGUGCUUCUCUUGUUAGCAUAAUGACAGCAUGUGCAAAUUUGAGGAGGCUUGAUAAGGGCUUGUGGGUACAUUCUUUUAUUGACAAUAACAAGAUCAAAUGCAAUGUUACUUUCAACUACUCUGUUGACAACGUAUGCAAAAUGUAGGGGUAUGGAUUUGGCUAGAGAUGUUUUUGAUCAGAUGCCUGACAAAAAUGUGUUCUCAUGGACUUCCAUGAUCACAGGAUAUGGUAUGCACGGCCAUGUUGAGAAAGCCCUUGAGAUGUUCAUUGAUGUGGAGAAGAGAGGUCGAAUGCCUGAUGCUGCUACUUUUCUCAGUUGCUUAUCUGCAUGUAAGAAGGCAGGAAAGGUUUUUGAGGGUUGGUGGUGCCUUGAUAUAAUGUGCUGAGUUUACAAGAUUGAACCCGAGGUGGAGCACUUUGGUUGCAUGUUUCAUCUACUUAGGUUGGUUUGGUGAAACAUUCAAAAGGGCUUAAGGGGAAGAUGCCUGUGCAGGCAGGGGCUGCCCUGUGGAGAGCUCUGCUUUCUGCAUGUAGGACCCAUUCGAAAUUAGGGCUUGGAGAGCUCAUAGCCAAGCGGCUAAUUGAGUUGGAACCGAUGGAUGUUGGGCCAUAUGUAUUAUUAUCUUACAUAUAUUCGGUGAAAGAGAAGUGGGGUGAAGUAGAAAUUAUUAGAAAGUUCAUCAAAGAUAGGGAAUUGUCAGAAACAAGUGCAUCACCGCAUCAGAGAACCAUGAUAUACUCUAUGUUGAUGGAGUUGGGCGUUCAGUUAAAACUGUCUUGUGGAGAUUCUUUUGGGGUUUAAGAUUUUGGGGAGAAUGAAAUGAUUGGAAAAACGCACAAAAGGAACUUGUAGCUGGUCAAAGAAUAAAAAUUCCAGAGAAUACAUCUCUAGAAAAGGGCAUGGGUAGGGCAAUGGCUACAAUUAUAUAAACAUAACAACUGGAUGGGCUUAGAAUAUCCGACUGCAGUUUAUCAGGAUAAGGCCACGACAAUGUAAAGCUGAAGAGUUCGUUCAGCUUUUGCUAUGCUAUUCGAGAAUCUAGUUGGAGAACUUCCCUUCUUUCUGCACCUGCUUCAAGUAGGGAUUAUCACCAAACAGUAUCAUCUUACUUUGCCAUUAUUUGGCACAUCUUUCUUUAAUACCUGGUAGCAAGCACCACAACCAACACCAUUACGGUAGAGUUCAGACGCUGUGGAUACAUCUCCACCAUUUAUUGUUGCUCCAAAGGAGCCAAAACCGCAUGCACCUACUGGAAUUCAAGUUUGGAUAGUAGGCUGCUCGUGAAUGGGUGAAACAGUUGCUGCAUGUUGCUGCCUCUGCCAGACUUUGUGUGAGAAGCAAAGCUGCGAAAAGGAUCAAAAGGGAUUGAAGAGAAAGAGCCAUAGAGGAUUCAAUGAGCAAAGACAAUGAAAUCAAAGAAGAUAAGGGCAUGGAAUAACGGGGUCUGCAGCUGGUAUUUAUAGUGAAGCAAGCAGCCAAAAUAUCGUAGUCUGGUGAAGCCGAAGGAGACAAGAGAAGAAAGAUGAUGCAUUGCUGUCCUCAGAAUAACUUAUUAUGCUUUACAUUCACUUUCCUCUUCUUUCUCUACUUUGCAUUGACAAUUGGCUGUGAUAAAUUUAUUACAGGAAAGCAAAAUUUUCUAGCAUCUUGGAAGGAAAAUCCGGUUAGGUUUUCUGACAGAUUUUUCCAUUUGACAGGCAGGAACGUGAAAUGUUUUGUACAGAGGAGAGAUCAGAGAUGGCUUCGACUGAUUCAAAAGAAACCAAUACCAACUAGAUAUUAGGAUUUAGCAUGCAUAUCAUGGAAGUUUUGGAUGAUUAAUUCAAACAAUAGUAUUGGAUGAAUCAAGUAUUUGAAAUGUUAUUGAAUCUACUUUUCCUCAAGAGCCUGCAGUGCUUUUCGUUGCUUGCACCCACCAAAGCAGUACCACUUGAACCCUCGAGGACAAUGAGAACCAUGCCAAAGCUAUAUCGAGGUAUUGCUCGUCCUAUUCUUAUUCCCUUCAGUAUUACUUUGGGUGAAAAAGCAGCCAGACAAAGGAGAAUUUCUCAACUUGGAGAGUAACAGUACGUAAUCGUUUGAUUCUCUUCUCCCACGUUUCAAUUCAAGCUAUAAAGUUGUACAAAGCCAUCAGUUCCAAGCCCGUUGAAAGCAACAUCCCUAGUGCUCCACUCACCUUGGGCACUGCACUGUUUCUCUUGUAAGAUCAACGAGAAUGAGCGUUAGGGCCUGCCCCUAAGUUCUUAAAGAAAUUUCUCACAAAUAUUACUAGUAUGUUAUAUCUAAGAAGAAGUAUAUCUUUCAAAUUUAUAUUCGACUUUUUCAAUC
Theobroma umbraticum is the source of this 6543-nucleotide messenger RNA. Its product is annotated as pentatricopeptide (PPR) repeat-containing protein. NCBI's taxonomy places the organism in Eukaryota, Viridiplantae, Streptophyta, Magnoliopsida, Malvales, Malvaceae. The record is from RefSeq and is a predicted model, not a curated record. Gene Ontology annotation, biological process: RNA modification. Gene Ontology annotation, molecular function: RNA binding; protein binding.